CCUAGAGGGAACGAAAAGUGCGAGGACACCUAGACCUACGUUCAAAUAAUAAUCGUGUGGAAACAGGCUGAGACUCAAGUGUGAUUUCGGGUGAUCAACAGGUAAUAUCGUCGCGAUCUGGCAAAGCGGCAGGAAAGACCAGGAUGUACUCGGCGAACGUGCGCGCCGGUGUCGCUCUCCGCACGUUAAGCGUGCGAGGGUUGCACGGUAAUGCGGAGUCGGUCGAAGUGUGCACGGAGAUCGUGAACCGGAACCCGCGAAACUUGGAACGGCUGAGGAUAGCGAGGAAGCCCAGCGGUUAUCAUCUCAACAAGCCCGGACAUUCGUACUGGCACAAAUUAUUCUUGGUUAAGAAGCCACACUACAUUAUUGCGGAAGUCCGCCACUUUGAGAAUGGACCGGUCGUUACAGUUUCCAGUAAGGAAUGGGCAUUGAAGAAGCAGCUAUAUCGGACGACUGAUAGUUCAGCUUAUAUUAAUAUAGGACGAGUGUUGGCUCAGCGUUGCCUAGAGGCUGGAAUCUGUGAAAUGGAGAUUGACAGCUCAUUAAUUGGAAGCAAAUGUGAAUUGUUCAUUAAAGAAUUGGGAAAGGGUAACAUUAUUCUGACUGAACCGUCAGUAUACAAAUAUCCAAAUCCUUGGGACAGGUAUCGACCAGAAAAGCCAUGGGAUAUCCAUGAAUAGUCUGCUUUGUUUCUGUAUAGUAAUGUGUGAACAGAUUCUAAAAAGUAAAGUGACGAACAAAGUGUAUGUCAUGCAAAUAAUGUGUUUGAUACACUUCUAAAUGCACCUUGGUGGAAGUCAAAUAAGGUAAAACUUGGUGGUUGAUAUGAGAUAUUUUAUUAUCUUAGCAUCUAUCCACUGUGAAAUGCCGAAUUUUGUACAUUACAUUAUCUAGGAAUAAAAAUAAAUAAUUGUACAACUGUUAAAUAAAUGUCUAGUCUAUUAGA
Monomorium pharaonis (pharaoh ant) is the source of this 949-nucleotide messenger RNA. It is a transcript of the gene mRpL18, whose product is annotated as 39S ribosomal protein L18, mitochondrial. The record is from RefSeq and is a predicted model, not a curated record. Gene Ontology annotation, molecular function: structural constituent of ribosome; 5S rRNA binding. The transcript has 3 exons. The coding region runs from base 144 to 683 and encodes 179 amino acids. Lineage: Eukaryota; Metazoa; Arthropoda; Insecta; Hymenoptera; Formicidae. Gene Ontology annotation, biological process: translation. Gene Ontology annotation, cellular component: ribosome; mitochondrion.